AUGUAUCACGUGUCUGCAUGAUGGACAUUUCGUAGGACCUCAUCAUCUACACAAUUGCACUCCAGGCCAUAGAACAUGUAUUUUGGGAAAAUGUGUGUUGACCAUUUGGAAAGUCCUAUGUGAGAUUAGGAUGAAAACCAGGAAAGGAACAAUUUGGUAUUAAAAUUCAAAGACAGUUGAAAUACUUUGAAAAGGAGAAAAUAACAACUUGGUGACAAGUUAGGCUUCGAUUUAACUCAGAUUCACUUAAAUAGUAGUAUGUGAUUAAUUUAAAAAAAAAUUCAAAGACAGUUGAGAAUACCUUGAAAUUGAGGAAAUUCAACUUGGAGACGACUUAGGCUUCGAUUUAACUCAGAUUCACUUAAAAAAGUAGUGUGAUUAAUGGAAGGAGGGAUAGACAAAUGACACCCCUUAGGAGAAGGAAGACAUCUUUAAUUAUGAAAUAAACAUGUUUUGAUAAACUCAGAUCUUGGAGAGAGUUUGGCUUCGACGAAUUAUCAUUAACCAUUUUAGUUUCAUAAGUGCAUUAGACUAGUUUCUUGUGUUUGGAAGAAGACCAGGAAUCGAGUAAUAGAACUGAAAUCAUUUGAACAGAACUCAGAAAUUAGAAUAGUUUAACUCUGAUUUAACUGUUGCUCUUUAUAACAUUCAGACAAGGAAUUUUUUAAAUGGAUUUUUUUAAAAGUAUAUUAGAAGAGUGUUUUUUUAACUCAAACUUUGGAUAUAAAAGUUUUUAUUGAGUGAAGUGUUAGAAAUUUGAAAGGUAGAAGGUACUCAGAAUUUUGGAGAAGGGAAGGCUUCGAUAAAACUCUUUAAUAGAGGAUACUCAUGCAUAUUUGUUAAAUAUUUAUUAGAAAAACUUUUUUAUUGAAUCAACAAUUAAUGUAUGAAAUAAGAGUACUGGAGAUUUUUGACAAUUCACCAAUACAUUAAGAUUGAUUAUAGCUUCAAGCAUUUUACAGAAUUGAUUGAAACUAGGGUAGUGGCUAUUAUUUAUUGUUUGGAGGACAGAAGGUAUUGAAAUUGAAAAGAAAGUCAAGACUGUGAUUUGUAUACAGCAUUAAACAAAAAAGGUUGAACAAUAUGACUGGGCGAGCUAGAGGUAGAUGCAGGGGUAGAGCACGAAAUGACGAACCAGAUGAACCGGCCAGGAGACCAGGAGAUAGCCAACCAACAUUUGGUGGAAAUCAACCAACUGCACCAAGAGGUAGAGGUAGAGGAGGAUAUAGAAAUGAAUCACCGCCUGCCAGAAUGCCAAAUGUUGAGCAUGCUGCAUCACAUCUUGAGCAGAUGAGUAUUGACAAUACGUCAAAUCAGUUAAGGAGAAGAAAUGAGGAUGUGAAACCAAAUAUGUUCAGUAGUGAUGAUAAUCGUCCUAGUGAGCAAGGUGAUGGUUUCAGAGAGGCUGGAGCUAGACCUAGGGAGCAGCUUUUGGCUGGUGAUAAAACCAAUCCAGAUAUCUUCAAACAGCAAGGAGCCAGAGCAAAAUUCUUUCAUGGUAAUAGAGGUGGAGAUAAUCCCCAGAUAAGGUACCAGGAACAAGGGAACAGACCAACAGAAUCUAAAUAUCAAGGAAAUAGUCCAGCAACACAAUCUGUUGUGAGAAGAGGUGUAGGCCUAGGAUCGACAAACAUUCAGGUAAUAGCCAACGCUUUCCCUGUGGAGUGUACCUUAACUGGGUGGAUCCUCUACCAAUAUCAUGUGGAUUUUAAUCCUCAAGUGGACAGCAAGAAAGUCCGGUGUGCCAUGAUAGCGGACCACAGGGAAUUGUUAGGAGAAACGAGAGCAUUUGAUGGAAUGAAACUGAUUAUACCAAGGAAACUGUCACAAGAAGUGACAGAAGUUUAUAGUGAGAUGAGGUCUGAUGGAACUAAAAUCAGAAUUACAAUUUCGAUGACCAAUGAGAUUCCACCAGUCAGUGCAGAGUCCAUCAAUAUCUUCAAUAUUAUCUUGAAAAGAGCACAGAGAAUGCUUGGGAGUGAACAGAUAGGAAGGAACUAUUAUAAUCAGAACUUAAGAAAAACAGAUACAACCUAUCGCAUGGAUAUUAUACCAGGAUUUUUGGCAGCCAUUCAGAAGUUUGAGGCUGGCAACCUUCUGCUAUUAGAUGUGGCCCACAAACUGCUACAAACUGACAGUAUAUUGACACAGAUGACUAACCUAUAUCACCUUUAUAAACACCAGCAAGAUGGAGAUAAUAAGUUCUGGGAUAAAUGUAAAAAACAGUUUAUUGGUGCAAUUGUUCUCACCAGGUACAACAACAAGACAUAUCUCAUUGAUGAUAUUGAUUCAGAUAAAACACCGUUAGAUACUUUUGAACUCGGGAAUGGUGAGACAAUAUCCUACGCAGAUUAUUAUAGGAAGCAGUAUAAUAUAACUGAUCUAGAUGAGACACAACCAAUGUUAAUAAGUCGUCCAAAGGAAAAAGAUAAACGAGUUGGAAGGACUGGUCUAAUCAUCUUGCUUCCACAACUGUGUUACGUCACUGGGUUAUCAAAUGAAGUAGAAAAUGAUUUUAAAGCCAAAACUAGUAUUCAGGCAUUAACAAGGGUUGCACCUCAGCAGAGAGUUCUGUCCCUUACUGAAUUUGUACAACAGAUUCAAACGAAUAAAGAUGUACAAAAAAUGAUGAAAGAUUGGAAUUUAAGAAUACCAAAUAAGGCUCUUGAAAUACAAGCUAAACUGCUGGAUCCAGAAAUCAUCAGACAAAAUGAUGUACAGUUGAGAUAUGACCAAUCAAAACCUGACUGGUCUAAAGACAUGAGAAGUAAUCUGUUGACAACAGCAGUCAGUCUGAAAAACUGGGUCAUUAUAUUCUCUAAAAAGAAUCGUGGAACAGUUGUAGAUUUCAUUGAGGCUCUAAAACGUGUUGGACCUCCCAUGGGAAUUCAUGUUACACAACCUGUAGUGGUUGAAUUACCUGACGAUAGAAACAUGUCUUACAUCACAGGUCUGAGACAGACAGUAGAAUCUACCACACAGCUGGCAGUCUGUGUACUACCUUCCAGUAGAGAAGAUUGUUAUAAUGCUAUCAAGAAAUUCUGCUGUGUUGAUCAUCCAGUGCCAAGUCAGGUAGUACUAAGCAAAACAAUCAUGAAGAAACAACGGCUCCAGUCUGUGUCUACUAAUAUUGCUAUCCAGCUGAACUGUAAGCUGGGCGGAGAACUCUGGGUAGCAUCUAUGCCUGGCAUGACUAAUGGUUUAAUGAUAGUUGGUAUAGAUGUGUUCCAUGACAAAAAGAAUAACAAGUCAUAUGCUGGUGUUGUCUGUAGUUUGAACAGGGAAUGUACUCGAUACUAUUCCUCUGUUACUCCCCAACUAAGUGGACAGGAAUUAAUUGAUGGCAUUUAUGCAAAGUUUGCUGAGGGACUAAAGAAGUACCAUGAAGUAAAUGGUUAUUUGCCUGGAAAUAUUGUUGUGUAUCGAGACGGUGUUGGUGAUGGACAGUUAGAUAUGGUUAUGCAACAUGAAGUCAAACAGAUGCAGGACUGUACCACAGAUUUGUAUCCAGAUGUUCCGCCAAAGAUGGCAGUAGUUAUAGUUAAGAAGAGGAUUAGUCAAAGGUUCUUCUUCAAAAACCAUAAUAGUUACAGUAAUCCUACACCAGGGAUGGUCGUAGAUACAGCCCUCACUAAAAGUGAAUGGUUAGACUUUUUCUUGGUGUCCCAGUCAGUACGCCAGGGGACUGUCUCCCCCACACACUAUAAUGUUAUCUUCAACACUAUCACAAGCUUUACUGCAGACAGAUUUCAAAGACUUAGCUACAAGUUAUGCCAUCUGUAUUACAACUGGCCAGGCACAAUACGUGUACCAGCGCCUUGUCAGUAUGCCCACAAAUUGGCAUAUUUAGUUGGCCAGAAUAUAAGAAAGAUUCCACAUCCUGCAUUGUCAGAUAGACUCUACUUCUUGUAAAGUGAUUGGAAAUUUGAUCUUGUUCUGAAUACGUAUGAAAUAUUUGCCACUUGUUCUUGUUCUGAAUAUGCAUGAAAUAUUUGCCACUCCACGUUAAGCAAACAAUCAGUCUUGUAUAGUAAUUGUAAAUUUGUUCUCGUUUUGAAUAUGCAUGAAAUAUUUGCCACUUUACGUUAAGCAAACAAUCAGUCUUGUAAAGUAAUUGCAAAUUUGUUCUCGUUUUAAAUAUGCAUGAAAUAUUUGCCACUUGAUGUUAAGCAAACAAUCAAUCUUGAAAGGGAAUUUCAAGAUGAAAGUCUGCGAUAAAAAAAAAAUGAUGUCAGAAUAAAGCUUGAUUCAUCUUUGUUUGCUCUACAUACAAAAAUAUAAGACAAACUAAAAAAACGAUGGCAUAGCACCAUUGAUAAUUUGUAAUUUUACAAACAUAAAAGACCAGUAAUUUAUGCAUUAGCGGUAAUUUCACAAUCCACAUAAUUAUUGUAGCUUUCUACAAGUAAUACACCUUAUCGCUAUCUGUCCGCCAUUACUGUCCAUUACAAACAUUCCUGUAUAAUAUUGACAUCAUAACAAUAAAUAUUUGACACAACAUUACAAAAGUGAUUGUUAUAUGAUGACGCCAAUAGUUCAAGUGUCGCAGAUUUUAAAAUAGCCAUAAGGUUUACACCUGCAGAUGAUAUUUAACAUAUUUUACAGGAUUCUGUAAGCACAAAAAGAUUCACAUUAAAUAUUCACAGUAAUGGUGCUAUUUGAAUUUAUCUGAGAAGAUGUCCUUGCUAAUUUUAAGUGGUUAAUAGAAAGCUGAAUUUGAUAUGUACAUUGGACAAUAUUGUAUCUCCUUUUCAUUUAAGGUUUUACAUUGUAGCUCUGUGUAUUUGAUGCUGUUAGAACUUUGUCAUAUAUUAUUGCAGAACAUCAAAACAUUUCAACCUAAUAAAGAAACAAUACUGUU
Molecule: messenger RNA, 4861 nt
Organism: Mytilus californianus (California mussel)
Lineage: Eukaryota; Metazoa; Mollusca; Bivalvia; Mytilida; Mytilidae
Product: piwi-like protein 1
Exons: 17
Coding region: 1084-3912 (942 amino acids)
Biological process (GO): regulatory ncRNA-mediated gene silencing
Cellular component (GO): P granule
Molecular function (GO): protein binding; piRNA binding
Source: RefSeq, a predicted model, not a curated record